AUGCAAGCAAUUUUGGGAGAUCUGGUUCCGAGUGUCACGGCAUCCUCACUCCCUGGCUUGUCUUCAUACGUCGCUGGGCCGGGAUUCCCGACUUCGGCAUUUGGAUCCUACUAUGUCUCCCCUGCUCUGCCAACCCGGGAGCCUCAGCCGAUCAUCUACGAUCCCGUGCUGGACCUUACAUUUCCCUAUGAGCUGACCAAUCCAGAUGUUAUCCCCGAGAGCUCGGAUGAGGUGUUCUAUCCCGUACCGAAGGGGAACCUAAACUCGCACCAGAAACAUGCCUUAGUCGAGGGCAUCAAGACGAAUGUUUCCGAGAUUAUCAAGUCCGGGGGCUCGGAGACUCGUUGCUCGAAGUGCAAGAGGGCGAUGGCAGCGGCUAAGCCUGCUGCCUUGUACGCUCCCCUCCUGGUGCCAGAUGCCAUGAUCAGCUUGUGCAAGACCUUCGGGUUCAAGUCUGAGGAUGCCUGCGAGGAGACUUUUGCAUCACAGGCUUUCGGCGCUAUCUGGACGCAGGUCCUGGCUUACGCUGAUCUGGAGGGUCUGGAUGGACAGUAUAUCUGCCAUUAUCUCAAUAAUGACUUUUGCGAGCAGCCUCAGACCCAACACUUGGAUACAUCCAAGUUGUUCCCUAAGCCCAAGCCAGCGCAGGUGCAAGUGCCAAAGGCCAGCGGGGAGCGUGUCAAGGUGCUUCACAUGUCAGACUUCCAUCUUGAUGCGCGCUAUGCGGUCAGUGCGGAAGCCGACUGUACGGGUGGAUUGUGCUGUCGCAGCGACAAGCAUCAUGCUGGUUCGGAGGACCACGUUGUCUCUCCAGCUUCAGCGUACGGGGCCUUCCGUUGUGAUACCCCGUAUGAUCUGGGCCUAGCUGCUCUGCAGGCCGUGGGACCUUUGACCGGCACUGGUAAGGGCUGUAAACAAGAGUCUCUGGCGUGGACUCUUUACACUGGCGAUCUGAUCUCCCAUGAUCCCGAGUCUCAAAUGUCUCGUGAAUACCUCGAGUACACUGAGACCAGCAUUUUCUACAUGUUCAAGAAGUACCUCUCGGGGCCCGUUUUUGCGACUUUGGGAAAUCACGAUUCCAGUCCCGAGAACAUCGAUUCGCCGCAUAGUCUUCCCGGGCGUCUCGGGGAGCAGUUCUCCUGGAAUUAUCGGCAUCUAGCUGGUCUGUGGCAGCACGAGGGGUGGAUCAGCAAUAAGACGGCCGAGGAAGCGCGGACCCAUUACGGUGGAUAUUCGAUCAAGACGCAUUUUGGACUGCGUGUCAUUGCGUUCAACACGGACUUUUGGUACCAUUCCAACCUCCUCAACAUGAUCAACACCACAAAUCCAGACAAUUCAGGUAUCUUCUCCUGGAUGAUCGAUGAGCUCCAAAAGGCCGAGGACACGAACGAACGCGUCUGGCUCGUUGGUCACGUCCCCAGCGGCUGGGAUGGCAGCAAUCCAAUCCCAGACCCAACCAACCUCUUCUACCAAAUCGUAGACCGUUAUUCCCCACACGUCAUUGCCAACAUAUUCUUCGGACACAACCACGAAGACCAAUUCAUGGUCUACUACGCCAACAACGGCACCGUUCAAAAUGCAAACACCGCCCUCGCCACUGGCUGGAUCGGACCAAGCGUCACACCUUUGACAAACAUGAACAGUGGAUUCCGCCUCUACGAGGUGGACACGGGAGACUUCAACGUCUACGAGGCAUACACCUUCUUCAGUAAUGUCUCCGAAUACACGAGUCUCCGUGAAACAGGGCCGACGUACCGCUUCGAAUACUCUACUCGUGAUACGUACGGUCCGGCGGCGGGGUGGGACACGGAUGCCCCGCUGAACGCGACUUUCUGGCACCGUGUCACCGAGGCUAUGGAGAAGGAUAUUAGUCUUGUUACUUUGCAGACUCAUCUUCAGGGCAGAAUGAGUGUCAAGAGCCCGGUUUGUGAUACGGAGGCUUGCCAGAAGGCCAAGAUUUGUUACAUGCGGAGUGGGAGCGUUGCGCUGGGUCGUCAGUGUCCUCAGGGGUAUGCAUCUGUCCAGAGCGCAUUCAAUCCGAAGUAG
Penicillium cataractarum is the source of this 2046-nucleotide messenger RNA. RefSeq names its product PPN1 endopolyphosphatase family protein. Lineage: Eukaryota; Fungi; Ascomycota; Eurotiomycetes; Eurotiales; Aspergillaceae. Gene Ontology annotation, molecular function: hydrolase activity. The record is from RefSeq and is a predicted model, not a curated record. The coding region runs from base 1 to 2046 and encodes 681 amino acids. The transcript is spliced from 4 exons.